CUAAUAAUAAUGGUCGAAUGUCCUGCUCGUACCGGUGCGUAAAAAGUGCGAGUACCCGUUUCGUUUUGAAAGAAAUCUCGUACCACUUUUUCUGUGUUGUUGUCAUUUUGUAUGAAUCAUGCCGAAGAUAGUUGUUUAGAUUCUAGUGGGCUAUCGCAUUACUCAUAAGCAGCAACAGCUUUCAGACAUAGAGGCAAGCACACCUGAAAAGGUCUUUUUUGCACAGCGUUGACGGAUCAAGAGCUUGAAAACACCAGGAACCACGACCACGGCGGAGAUUCUCCCGUUGCUUUCGAGACGGAGUCUGAUAUCCAUAUUGCGUGCUGCGUAGAGAGGUUGAUACAAAGAUUCAAUUUGGUCGACAAUCUUCCACUGUUCUCGCUCUAAGUUUGCAAUUUUCUUUCUAACUACAAAUCUUUAGAUUUGAAUGACGACUUUAUGACAUGGUGACACCCACUGYCUCUUCAUCCUACCUCAACAGAGGCAUCACGGGGAAUGUCUCUUCCUUUGAUAAGGAUAGCCUAAAAAGUGGAACAAAAAGUCCCAUGCAUACGGGUGGGAAAUCUAGUUCAAGCGUUGGCCAUCAUUUUCCACGGAAGAGUGUCGGUGUUACAUUGGGCAGUGAACCUAUACUUCAAGCAAGUCGCACUGGAGCGGUGUCUCCAUCUUCACAUGUAUCUCGUAAAGAAGACCAAUGGAACGUAAASCGUGAUAUUCCGGCUGGAGCAGUUCGUAAUAAUCCGUUUGCGGCAAAAGAUUCGCCACGGAAGAAAAACGCAGUACACAACUCCGCUGUGCCUAACAAGAUGAGCGUAGGAAGCAAAGGAAGGUUGGUUACGAACACCACRAGUCCUCGUGGGCUCUCCCCAAAAGCUGGAAGUUAUCUCUGGGAACAGAAACAGAACGCAACUACGAAAUCGUAUUCAGUAAACUCCGUACAAAAUUCAAAGCAACUGAAAUCUUCCAACACUCAAAACAAUGAGAAGAAAGAAGGAACGAGUACUCMAAGUAGAAGAUGGGAACCUACGCGGGAAAUUCCUAAUGGUACUGUGAAGGGUCGCAUGUCAACGUUGUUUGGGCAAAGUAAACCAACCGGAGGGAAAUYGACCCUAGUUUCCAAGUCAACUCCGCUGAAUACGUCAACCCCCCAUAAUGACAAAAGUAAGAACGUCGGAGUCCUGGACGUCGAUGGAAAUGGCGAAGACCAAUGGAUUAUACCUGAGCGCAACAAAGCAAAUACUCAAGUAUCUGCAAAUGAUUGGGGAGAGGCAGUCGUCUCCGCCAAAAGUGCGGAAUCUGAUGAUUGGGAAACCCCAGCAAAGGAAUGGAUCCGUUCUGGAGAUUCACAAACAGAAUCAUCCUUGUCAAAUAGAGCGACAAGAACAUUGUCCCAACAGAAAUCUAAUUUGGCAACACAAAAACCAUCUGAAACCGAUGAAUUGAUCGGCGACACUCCCGUUGCAGAUACGGGGAGUGCUCGAGGUUGUAAAAGUACAGAAUCUGAUGAUUGGGUCCUUCCUGCAGAAGGGUGGACCAGCAAAUCACAAACGGAACCUUUGUCGUUCAUCAGUGUAUCUAAAGCGACAUCAAACAAAAAAUCCACGUUGCAGACCAAUGUGGUGUUUGAAGCUGAUAAGAGAAACAAAGACAAUAAUGGUAGAGAUUUCACGCCUGGUAAAACUAAGGUUACUACGAUGUUACCUCCUCCUCCGAAAGACGCAAACGCUUAUCACCACCAAACUCAACUGCAGCCAUCGACGAAUGUUUCGUCGAGAGGCAGUAAGAACGACAGCGUGACUUCAGAUUCCUUUGCACCUCAGGCCUUUGAGAGCGUCUUCAAAAUGGAUUCAGUGGAAGAAAUGAAAUUUGGUGCUUCCUUUCCGACGCGGGACAGCAAUGAAGUAUUUCAACCCUCAGAUGCUGAUGCAGAUGCGUUUGGUUUUCCCCUGUCUUCGGUUCGUGAACCGGUUGGAAAUMAAACCAUCGGUGAGAUUAUCGGAGGAGAUGAAUUUUUUGAUGCCUCGGUCUCUCUUGGUUCCGAUCGACCAGCAAUCGAUAAUGAGAAGUUUGGUUUUCAUCCGUCUUUAGCCUCAACUACCAACAGUGACAGAAAUGAGAUCGAAGAUAACGACGAUAAUAACGAGUUUCAUUCUGGGAAAGGCGAGGCUAAGAAAAAGCGCAAGGGUUUUUUCAAAGGAUUAUUCGGCAGAAAAGCAAAGGAUAAGGAGAGUAGUAAGUUCAAAGAAUCAAGAAUAGGCGAAAAGAAGGUACAGAUUCGCAACGAACCCCAUCCUAGUAGCACAUAUUUCUCCGAUGUAUCGAUGAGUGCUUCUGGAGUGAAUACUCAGUCCUCUAUUAAUGGCAAAGCUCAAGCUUCCAGAUCAAUGAAUCAAAAUGGGCGACAACCAGGAACUCUACCUGCCAGCACGCCUCCCGAUUAUUCUAUUGUACGAAAUAAUGACGUCGAUACGGUGGGAGGAAAAGUUCAAGGUUUUUCAGAUGGUAAAGGAAAUGCUUUCACCGUUGACGGUUUUUCUGAAGCGGAUGGCGGUGAGAAGUCUGAGACUAAGACACCCGUGACGUCUUCUAGCAGGUCAAAACUGAUGCAUGAUGACGUUUUCGACGAUCUUGAACCAGAUAUUUUACCAUCGCCUUCGAAUGCAACGAAAGAAAAUGGAGACAAAUUCUUUGAUCCGAAGUUAGAUCACUUGGAUAUGGAAAUGAAUAGUGAAGAUGAAUCCAAUUCAACAACAGAUACUGACCUUUCGAAGUCGCAUAUACUUGAUUCAUCACUUCUCGCGCAAGGAAAGCAGAGAACGUCAAGACAWGUAUCCCGUUCAGAGGAAGAAKCAGGCCCUGGUAAGCGCAGGCUAAAAGGCGUUCCGAAAGAGAGCAGGCAAGAUACGGACAAGGCAAUGCUACGAAAUGKUGUAAGCCAAGAUAAAACUUCUAGAAAAAAUUCCGAGAUAUUUUUUGACGAAGAGACAUCUGAUAGUAAUCGAACCACGCACGAUUUAUCUGAUAUCAAUCCUGUUCGAUCGACGAUGAAGAAGAAAAGUGCAACCCAGAAGGUCAAUAUUAUGGCCUCUCGGACAAGAAUUCGUGGUACAAAUACGGGGCGGAUCACUGACACAGGUCUGGCUGGGAAAGAUUCUCAGGAGACGCAGGGAGUUCGUUCGGCGAGUCCAGCGCGAUCAAUAUUCUCAAACCAAGCUCGAAGCCAUUCYAGAGAGAGUAAAAGCCCUGUGCAAAGGAAGCCAUCCACGGUCCGUGAACUGAAAGUUUCAAAYGUUUUAAAUCAGUCGCGGAAGUAUCCCGGCGUUGAAGCGAAGGGCAGAGGAACUAAAGCGCGAGUUUCUGGUACGGACGAGAGCCAAGUCAAAGACCUUUCACGGAAUUCUGUMCCCCCUUCAAGAGUUCAUUCGUCGAUGCAYUCWCAGAAAUUGUCUAUGGUUCGUAAUAACUCUAAUUCAGGUGACACUUCAUUGUCAGGAAGCAGAUUCAGGAAAAAAUCGGUUGUUCAUAAGUUACGGAAUGAUCAGACUUCGGAUUUGCASAGAAAAAUAGGUAUCGGUCGUCACAAUGAUACUCGAUUCCCCGGMAGUAUUGGCUAUCAAAAUUCCAAUCAAGUACUGGCUAGAGCGGACCCGCAUUCAGAGUCGAUUAUGGUUGGAGGGAAAAAUAAGAUGAAGUUUUCGAAAGCUAGCAAAGCAUAUCAUACCAUUGCAAAGAAAAAUUCUAGCGAGGAUCCUGAGGAUGAAAAAGGUUAUUUGACGAUUCACUCGGCUUCAACGGGUGCCAGUGAUGCUUCGUGUUCCUCUUCAACGUACGAAAAUUAUCAGAAGAGGCUUGCAGAGAGUCUUAGGAAAUCAAAUGUUGUGACGCGAAACAAGUAUGAAUACAUCUCGUUGCAACCACGUAAUUCAUUGGAUGAUACGAGUAUUGAAUCUGAUAUUCGAGUUCUCAGGACAAUUCUUCGACGCCCAAGACUACACUACAAUAAUGAUGUUGUAAUCAAAGCAAGUCGACAAAUUGAAGGAUUCCCUACCUACGACAUCAAUAGCGCAACGGACCCCAUGCAACGAGUAGGACUACGCCUCCUUUCUUCAGCAAUAAUUCCGAUACAAACCGAGGUUCGAAGGUUUCUUGCCAUGAGACAUGCUUUAACACGAAUGUGGGCCCUGAUUGUUGUUCAAACUUAUGCACGACGCUUCUUGGCUCAAAAGCGUUACCAUAGGGCUCAGAAUUCAAUUAUUACAAUGCAGGCAGCUAUGCGCGGUCAUUUUGCAAGAAAUGACAUUAUUGAUAAACAUAUUUGUGCCAUUGAGAUCCAAAGAUUUGUUCGCGGUUAUCUUGCAACGAUGGAAGUCUACGAAGAAAUAUACAAAGUUACACUGGUGCAAAGUUUGGUUCGUAUGAAAAUUGCAAUGGAUCAUGCUGCUUACCGUAUGUCACUCAUCAUCCAGCUCCAGGCCAUUGCACGUGGGUUUCUAGUUCGUCAACAACGAGCACACCUCGACAAAUUUGCAACURUGAUUCAAUCAAGCUGGCGGUGUUUCUACAAUCGUCUUACAUACCAAUUCGAUUUAUUAGACAUCAUCAUUGUACAAAGCUUAUGGAGGAGAAMAUUGGCAAUGCGAGCAGCAGCAAGAAAAGUGGAGGAGAAGCGCAGUGCUGCUGCUACUGCUAUUCAGGCGUGUUGGAGGGCGUACGACUGUCGGAUGGACAUCCUUUGCUAUCUCUCAGCGAGAGUUAUUCAAUCUGCAGUAAGGAUGUACUUAUGUAGGUAUGAUUAUGUUGAGUACCAAGCAGCUAAAGCUAUCCAGUCAAUUGGUAGGAUGUAUUUAUGCCGGUCCGACUACGUGGAAUAUGAAGCGGCUAAAACAAUCCAAUCAAUCGGAAGAAUGCAUUUAUGUCGAUGUGAAUACGUGGAGUACCAAGCAGCGAAAGCAAUCCAAUCAGUUGGAAGGAUGUAUUUGUGCCGAUAUGACUAUGUCGAGUAUCAAGCAGCUUGCGAAAUCCAAAGCGCACUACGAAUGUACCUUUGUCGAUGCGACUUUUUGCAGUACAAGGCUGCAAGAGCUAUCCAAGCAGCAUGGAGAUGCCAUGACUAUCGAGUGGACUACCUCUUCUAUAUAUCGUCGCGAAAGAUUCAAUCUAUCGGGAGAAUGUUCGUAUGUAGAAUCAAGUACAAUAAUUACCGUGCAGCAAUGCUAAUACAGUCCAUUUCACGGAUGGUAGUGGYCAGAUCGAAGUAUGUGGAAUAUCAAGCUUCAACUCGAAUCCAGGCGGUGGUAAGGACAUUCUUGUGCAGAGCAAAAUAUGAAGAAAAAUUGGCAUAUUUGGCAUCGAGGGUAAUACAGACAAAAUGGAGAGCAUUUGUGUGCAGAAAAAUAUACAUCGAGAACUUUGCAGCUACCAUGAUCCAAGCUAAAUGGAGAUCUUAUGAUUGCUCAUCAAUGUAUAAGCGCUAUUGUUCAGCAAGAAGUAUCCAAAAAACUUGGAGGUCAUAUGAUUGUCAGAUGAACUUCCUUCACUUUCUAACUGAUAUUCUGAUCGUGCAGAGUACAAUCAGACGCUUCCUUGUGCAACGUAAAGUGAAAGCAAUGAAAAAUCAGGCCGCAACAUCAAUCCAGCGRAUGUGGCGAGGCUUUGUCUGUUUCGCUGAUUAUGAAGAGUUCAAAGCGGCAAGAAAAAUUCAGAGUACAUGGCGCGGUUUUGUCUGCGAGAGGAACUACAGAAGAGAAAAGUCAGCUGUUGUUAUCCAGAGUGCUUGGAGGGGAUUUCUCAUUUACGCAGAUUACAUGUUUGAAUUGUCUGAUAUUGUAGUAGUGCAAAAAGAGAUCCGUGGAUGGUUGGCAAGACGACAAGCCAGUCGGAAAAAAGCUAUCGCGAAGACGAAGCGAGAGCGCAUUGCGUGCACAGUCAUCCAAACAAAUUGGAGGCGGUUCUGGUGUUUCUCCAAUUUCAUGAUUACCCUUGAUUGCACCAUUCAAAUUCAAGCACAUGUGCGAGGUCAUAUCCAAAACAAAAAAUAUUCAUCUCAAAAGCAAGCCGCCCUGGCAAUUCAAUCGAACUGGAGAAAUUUCUUUGCGAAAAAGUUGGCCAGCCAACUAGCCAUCCUUCAUAACAUAACACACUCUUGUUCGCAGGUAGGAGAGAGGGAAUCUGGCGCUGCCACUAUGAUUCAACGAUUGUUUCGGGGAUCGCUUUGCAGGACUGCACUCAAAGUGCAUUUGGCUGCCGUCUUGAUCCAGUCUCGUAUCAGAGGAAAUCAAGCUCGUACAGCCGUGAGACUCUAUGUCGCAGUUCGUAAAAUUCAAGCAGCCUGGAGAGCAUUUACUCCUCGUCAAAGUUAUGUAACAUAUAUCUCUGCCCGCAGRAUACAGGCCACUUGGCGUCGUUAUAUUCCACGACAAGGGUUCGUCACUUUCGUUGCUGCCCAACGCAUCCAGAAAAAAUGGAGAUCUAUACAGGCUAAACAGAAAGUAUCGUUGUUACGAACCGAAUACCUUGCUGCCUCGUURAUCCAAAGCGUAUGGAGGGGUUUCGUGAGCUACACUGAUUUCGUUUUUACGCUUUCUGAUAUCGUGGUAGCCCAGAGGAUUGCUAGAGGAUAUCUCUCUCGAAAAAAAUWUGCUUCUGUUAUCCGAUCCAACCUGAAAAGAACAAUUGUCCAAACGAAAGGGGCAGUUGCAUUUCAAAGAAUUUACAGGGGUUUUCACGCAAGACAAAACUACUGGUACACGCUUGGAUGUACUAUGCAACUCCAGAGUUGGUGGCGUGGACGCCGAAUUUACAAUAUGAUGAAAAAGCAAGCGAAUGCUCUUUUGGUAUUACAAUGCUUCAUGCGUUGCUGUCUUGCUCGGCAAGAAUAUAUGCAACGCCGCUUUGUCUUCGUGUUAAUUCAAACAGCUGAAUUAGAGCGCUCGAAAAAGAUCAAGGCACUCAAAAUGAAGGAACAAGUCCGAGAGGAUAUGGACGAGUACCAACGAGAUAAAGCAGCAUGCGUGAUACAACGAUUCUUUUUGCAUGUGAAACACGAGACUGACGAGUUUGUCCUUGCCACGAAACGUCGCAAAAAAUGGAGAAAAGAGAUGAAGAAGGAAAGAGACUCCGAUGAUGUUGAGGAAGCCUUCCUGGAAGAUGUUUGGAUAGGAUUGGUAGCUCAAAGUAGUUUGAAUAAUGAACCAUUCACUCGCCAUUACGCAAAUUUUGGUUCCGACGAAAUAAGUGUUGCUACAAGUAAAUCGCGAAAGUAUCGGAUAGACGAUUAUGACCAACUCGAGUUUACUAAAGCUACAGGGGUAGCGGUGAGUUUCACAUCACAUCCUACAUCAUCAAUCCGAGUCAUUCCAAAGGUUGAUCCGAAUGUCGUGAACGAAGAUUUUCAGCUGGAGGAGGCUUUUAUCGAUGCGGAAAUUCGGAACGCGAAGAAGAAAAUGCUUUUUUCAGGAAACAGCAGAGGAAGGAAAGGACAUUCGAUCUCCUGUUCGAAUUUGGAUACAAGAUCACGUAAGAAAAGUAGGAGCAGAAGCUAGCGUUAGCAGUAGAAGAAAGAUUACGCGAAGCAUUGUCACCAACGCGAAGUAAGCUUCAACAGUUCAUGUUUUGUUCGAAACCAAUGACAAUCAAAUAUUCUCUUGAUGACCAAUCAUUGAAUUUUGAUACAACUUUUACGUCACGAUUUUUUGCAGGAAAUAAUUUAUUAUUUGCUUGAUGAAAAGUACGCACAUUUAAUUGGUGCAUUGUAAGAUAUAUGUAAGACAGUUGCAGAAAAAUCGGAAAUUAUUUAGUAGUAAAACUUAUUUGUUCAAAAAAAUUACUUUCUUCUACUGCAGUACAACCAGGGUUCAAAAUUUGAAUAAAUACACGUGUACUAC
Molecule: messenger RNA, 7883 nt
Organism: Pseudo-nitzschia multistriata
Lineage: Eukaryota; Bacillariophyta; Bacillariophyceae; Bacillariales; Bacillariaceae
Source: the annotation of a GenBank genome assembly